UUUUUUUUUUUUUUAACUCUUUAUUUUUCUCUCUCUUUUCUUCAGUUUUCUUUUUGCACACAACACAUCACACACGAAUCAAAUCACCACCACCACCACCAACACAUCAUCAUCAUCAUCACCAUCAUUAUCAUCAUCCAGUCUCUAUAAAAUGAUAUUAUGAUGAUGAUGUUUAAAUAAAUUUUGUUGUGAUGAUUGUGUUAAAAAAAAAACAAUAGUGUGUUCACCAGAUGCUGUUUUAAAAAAAUUGUAACAGCACAAGUAAAAGUAAUUAUUAUAAAGCCAUCAUCAAGAAUAUAAAUAGAACACAAAUGUAUUCUGUUAACUGACAACAAAAAGUUUAUAUUCAAAUAAAAAAAAAAAAUAAAAACAUACGUGGUUUUGGGGCGAGUAUUUUGCUCGGAGGGUAGCUUGCAGUAUGCACAGGAAUUUUAAUAUUGAAUUAUUAUGGCUACGGGUGAGGCUGCCGGGACGAAGCCUCGUCAGGAAAAGCAAUAUGACUAUUUGCUAAAAUUUUUACUUGUUGGUGACAGUGAUGUUGGUAAACAAGAAAUACUAAGUGGACUUGAAGAUGGUGCAUCUGAAUCACCAUUUUGCAGUGGCAGUGCUUACAAAACAACGACAAUAUUACUCGAUGGAAAAAGAGUUAAAUUACAAUUAUGGGAAACUUCUGGCCAAGGUAGACUUACAACAAUUAUUAGAUCAUAUUCAAGAGGUGCACAGGGUAUACUUUUGGUUUAUGACAUAACAAACAAAUGGUCUUUUGAUGGUAUUGAUAGAUGGUUAAAAGAAGUCGAAGAGCAUGCUCCAGGGGUACCAAAGGUUCUUGUUGGUAAUAGGCUUCAUUUGGCCUUCAAACGUCAAGUUGGUGAACGUGAUGCUGAGUCUUAUGCAGCUAAAAAUCGUAUGGCAUUUUUUGAAGUAUCACCACUUUGUGAUUUUAAUAUAAAAGAAAGUUUUUUGGAAUUAUCACGUAUGGCUCUUCAUCGUAAUGGAAUGGAAAGAUUAUGGCGUUCUAAUAAAGUAUUGAGUCUACAAGAAUUAUCAUGUCGUGCUAUUGUUGCAACAACAACUGUUUAUGGAAUUGAUCAAUUACCUCUUCCAACAUCAAUCAAGUCACAUUUAAAGUCAUAUGCAAUGACAGAAACAUCACAAUUACGCUGUAAUCGUUCACAAAAUUCAAGUAAAAGUCUUGGUUCACAUCAUCGAAAGUUAAGGUUUGUUGGUGCUGGACACAAUGGUAUGACAACACCUGGUAAUUCACCUGGCAGUAUAACAGACUCACGUUCUAGUUGCGCUGGUCGUAAUUCUUGCGCAAUAUCUUGAGGGUAAGAAAAUUAAUAAUAAUAAUAAAAAUCAUCAUCAUCAUAAUGAUGAGGAAAAAAAAUGGAAAGGUUUUUUAUUUUAAAAAUAUUUUAAUGAUAAUUAUUAUAAGCAGAAAAUAUUGUCAAUGAUAUUUGACGAUUCGUAAUUAUUAAAACAAUACGCACACAUUUUUUUUUUCAAAUGCGUUUUAUCAAUUUACUGGCAAUAAAUAAAAUUCUUACUCAAUAUAUACGUAAGUUAAAUAAAAAAAAAAGUUGCAAAUAUUAUAACGUACUUAUAAUUUGAAUUAACUUUCAGACAAUUUUUUUUUUUAAAUAAAUUUAAACAAAAACGUAAUAUAAAAUAACUUUGUGAUGUCACAAAUUCGUCCGUUUAAAAACAAAAAAAAAAAAAAAUCUUACCACUAUGAAAAAAUAAGAAUUAUUUAUGAAUAGAUUUUUUUUUCUUUUUUUUUUUCAUUAUAUAUUAUUAGUAUGUACAUAUAUUUCUAAUAUUGAUUAUUAUAUAUAUUUUAAAUGUUAAAGUUUGAAAUUUGUUAAUGGAUUAGUGGUGGACCUUAGGUCUUACGUAAAAAAAAAAAAAAUGUAAAUGUUAUAAACAAAGAAAAAUUGAUGAAAAAUGUCUCUUUUUUUUUCUCGAAAUUAUUAAACUAGUCUAUUUUUAUUUGACUAUUGUUGACGUAAUAGAAGAAGGGCGUUUAUUUGAUGAAUAAUUUGAUAAGAAAAAUUUCGAAAUUUUAGAUUUCGAAAAUUUUAUUCGAAACAAGUCUGCCUGAUAUUACGGCAAUGAUGUAAAUUAGCAAUUGGUAUAAUUAGUAAACCUUAAUUUAAAAAAAAAUAAAUUUUAUCAUUGUUUAAUUGUCCUAGUUAAUUUAAAGAGAUAAAAAAUUUGAAAUUUUAAUUAGCAAGUGUUAGAGACACCGUCCUCCAAUUUAACUUGUUUUUUUUUUUUUUUUUCUUUUAAUUUAUUCAAAACAAUUGUUUGUUUUUCUUUGCGCAUAGACCAAAUGACUAUUGUUUUUUAAUUCUGUACAUACUAUUUUUUUUUUUUAGUAAAAAUUACGGUCUAACAAUUGACAUUUUUUUAUUGAUGUGAUGACGUAGAAAAGCAAUAGUAAAAUCUUUUUAGAAAAUUAAAAAAAAAAGGAUAUAUUUAAAUAAUUGUCACCCAUUGUACAAAAUAUUAUUUUUCAUUUGUACAUGAAUAAUUCAAGUGUAUUUGUUGUUUAAAUUUUUAAGUAGACAGGUGAUACUGGACGAUGAAACUUUUGUCCUUCACUUUCACCUGUCACUUUCUACAAAAUUUAAAAAAUUGUUUUUAAAUAUCUCAUUUUUUAUCUCUUCUUUAGAAACAUUAUUAAAUUUUUUUUUCUUCUUUUUUUUCAUUUAUUGUACCGUUUAAGUAAACGCAUCGUUCCG
This is a messenger RNA of Aphidius gifuensis, 2744 nucleotides long. It is a transcript of the gene Rab40, whose product is annotated as ras-related protein Rab-40C. Lineage: Eukaryota; Metazoa; Arthropoda; Insecta; Hymenoptera; Braconidae. The record is from RefSeq and is a predicted model, not a curated record. Gene Ontology annotation, cellular component: plasma membrane; synaptic vesicle; endosome. Gene Ontology annotation, molecular function: GTPase activity; GTP binding. The transcript has 4 exons. The coding region runs from base 448 to 1326 and encodes 292 amino acids. Gene Ontology annotation, biological process: protein localization to plasma membrane; intracellular signal transduction.